Molecule: messenger RNA, 3045 nt
Organism: Procambarus clarkii (red swamp crayfish)
Lineage: Eukaryota; Metazoa; Arthropoda; Malacostraca; Decapoda; Cambaridae
Source: RefSeq, a predicted model, not a curated record
AUGGACGAUAAAAGGCCACCAAACAAUGUGAGUGAACACUUUACACGAGUGUUAGAAGGUGAGACUAAACAAGUUAUAAUGGACGAUAAAAGGCCACCAAACAAUAUGACACAAAGAUUUAUGACAAAGUGUGAAGUGAAAAAUGAUAUUGAACUCUUACAAGAUCUACAUAAACUACACAAAUGCAUUAAACCAUUCAUCUUGAUUUCACGACCAACUCACCGGUUGCCUCACUCCUGCGGCUCCUCCUCCCUCCCUCCUCGUGGCUCCUCCUCCUCCCUCGCUCCUCGUGGCUCCUCCUCCCUCACCUCUCCUCCUCCCUUGCUCCUCGUGCCUCCACAUCUCUCGCCGCCGCUGGAGCGCCUCCACAUCUCCCACCACCGCUGGAGCGCCUCCACAUCUCUCGCCACCGCUGGAGCGCCUCCACAUCUCUCGCCACCGCUGGAGCGCCUCCACAUCUCUCGCCAACACUGGGGCGCCUCCACAUCUCCCACCACCGGUGGAGCGCCUCCACAUCUCCCGACACCGCUGGAGCGCCUCCACAUCUCCCGCCACCGCUGGAGCGCCUCCACAUCUCCCGCCACCGCUGGAGCGCCUCCACAUCUCCCGCCACCGCUGGAGCGCCUCCACAUCUCCCGCUACCGCUGGAGCGCCUCCACAUCUCUCGUCACCACUGGAGCGCCUCCACAUCUCUCGCCACCGCUGGAGCGCCUCCACAUCUCUCCCGCCAACACUGGGGCGCCUCCACAUCUCCCGCCACCGCUGGAGCGCCUCCACAUCUCCCGCCACCGCUGGAGCGCCUCCACAUCUCCCGCCACCGCUGGAGCGCCUCCACAUCUCUCGCCACCGCUGGAGCGCCUCCACAUCUCCCGCCACCGCUGGAGCGCCUCCACAUCUCCCACCACCGCUGGAGCGCCUCCACAUCUCUCGCCACCGCUGGAGCGCCUCCACAUCUCUCGCCACCGCUGGAGCGCCUCCACAUCUCCCGCCACCGCUGGAGCGCCUCCACAUCUCCCGCCACCGCUGGAGCGCCUCCACAUCUCUCGCCACCGCUGGAGCGCCUCCACAUCUCUCGCCACCGCUGGAGCGCCUCCACAUCUCUCGCCACCGCUGGAGCGCCUCCACAUCUCCCGCCAACACUGGGGCGCCUCCACAUCUCCCACCACCGCUGGAGCGCCUCCACAUCUCCCACCACCGCUGGAGCGCCUCCACAUCUCCCACCACCGCUGGAGCGCCUCCACAUCUCUCGCCACCGCUGGAGCGCCUCCACAUCUCCCGCCAACACUGGGGCGCCUCCACAUCUCCCACCACCGGUGGAGCACCUCCACAUCUCCCGCCACCACUGGAGCGCCUCCACAUCUCCCGCCAACACUGGGGCGCCUCCACAUCUCCCACCACCGGUGGAGCGCCUCCACAUCUCCCGCCACCACUGGAGCGCCUCCACAUCUCCCGCCACCACUGGAGCGCCUCCACAUCUCCCGCCAACACUGGGGCGCCUCCACAUCUCCCACCACCGCUGGAGCGCCUCCACAUCUCCCACCACCGCUGGAGCGCCUCCACAUCUCCCACCACCGCUGGAGCGCCUCCACAUCUCUCGCCACCGCUGGAGCGCCUCCACAUCUCCCGCCAACACUGGGGCGCCUCCACAUCUCCCACCACCGGUGGAGCACCUCCACAUCUCCCGCCACCACUGGAGCGCCUCCACAUCUCCCGCCAACACUGGGGCGCCUCCACAUCUCCCACCACCGGUGGAGCGCCUCCACAUCUCCCGACACCGCUGGAGCGCCUCCACAUCUCCCGCCACCGCUGGAGCGCCUCCACAUCUCCCGCCACCGCUGGAGCGCCUCCACAUCUCCCGCCACCGCUGGAGCGCCUCCACAUCUCCCGCUACCGCUGGAGCGCCUCCACAUCUCUCGUCACCACUGGAGCGCCUCCACAUCUCUCGCCACCGCUGGAGCGCCUCCACAUCUCCCGCCAACACUGGGGCGCCUCCACAUCUCCCGCCACCGCUGGAGCGCCUCCACAUCUCCCGCCACCGCUGGAGCGCCUCCACAUCUCCCGCCACCGCUGGAGCGCCUCCACAUCUCUCGCCACCGCUGGAGCGCCUCCACAUCUCCCGCCACCGCUGGAGCGCCUCCACAUCUCCCACCACCGCUGGAGCGCCUCCACAUCUCUCGCCACCGCUGGAGCGCCUCCACAUCUCCCGCCACCGCUGGAGCGCCUCCACAUCUCCCGCCACCGCUGGAGCGCCUCCACAUCUCCCGCCACCGCUGGAGCGCCUCCACAUCUCUCGCCACCGCUGGAGCGCCUCCACAUCUCUCGCCACCGCUGGAGCGCCUCCACAUCUCUCGCCACCGCUGGAGCGCCUCCACAUCUCCCGCCAACACUGGGGCGCCUCCACAUCUCCCACCACCGCUGGAGCGCCUCCACAUCUCCCACCACCGCUGGAGCGCCUCCACAUCUCCCACCACCGCUGGAGCGCCUCCACAUCUCUCGCCACCGCUGGAGCGCCUCCACAUCUCCCGCCACCACUGGGGCGCCUCCACAUCUCCCACCACCGGUGGAGCACCUCCACAUCUCCCGCCACCACUGGAGCGCCUCCACAUCUCCCGCCAACACUGGGGCGCCUCCACAUCUCCCACCACCGGUGGAGCGCCUCCACAUCUCCCGCCACCACUGGAGCGCCUCCACAUCUCCCGCCACCACUGGAGCGCCUCCACAUCUCCCGCCAACACUGGGGCGCCUCCACAUCUCCCGCCACCACUGGAGCGCCUCCACAUCUCCCACCACCGGUGGAGCGCCUCCACAUCUCCCACCACUACUGGAGCGCCUCCACAUCUCCCGCCAACACUGGGGCGCCUCCACAUCUCCCGCCACCACUGGAGCGCCAUUACAUCUCCCACCACCACUGGAGCGCCUCCACAUCUCCCACCACCGCUGGAGCGCCUCCACAUCUCUCACCACUGUAUUACUGGCAUCAGAUGGUUCUCUUGUCUCCGUCGGGACGCUGAGAGCAUCUGGAGUAGUCACUAUACUGCUCCCUGA